AAGUGAGGGACCCCGGGCUACAAUCAGGAGUUUCGACGUCUACGUGGAAGACAUUCUCACCCACAUCGACAUGGAACGGGCCAAGUUUCCCGGCAAACCCGUCUACCUAUUCGGACACUCCAUGGGCGGUCUGCUGGUCAUCCUGGUGGCUCAGCGGAGGCCUGGUGCUUUCGCGGGCAUGGUUUUGAUGUCACCCCUACUCGGCGUAAACAAGCCGUAUUACACGCGGUUCACGACGUACUUGGCUCGCUUGCUGGUCUGUGUCGUGCCUUGCCUCCCCACGGUCACGGCAAGCGCCGAGCUGUCCUGCAGAGACGCCACUGUCGUCAGCCGUAUGAACAACGACCCGUUGAACUACGUCGGAAGUGUCCGCCUCCGAUGGGUGGUCGCCAUGAUAGACGCGAUAGAGGCCGCCCAUGCUCACGUGAGUGCCGUGGAACUGCCGUUCCUUCUACAGUACGGAACAGGCGAUAAGGUAUGCGACCCUCAAGCCUCGGGAGACUUCUUCGAAAAGGCCCCGAGCCGGGACAAAAGCCAGAAAAUAUACGAGGACGCGUACCACACCCUCCUUGAGGAACCUGAUGGCGUCGCUCAGCAAGUCCUCAAAGACAUCAUCGACUGGCUGUGCGCCAGACUGCCUCCUCGAACGUCGACCUCGAGUCAGCCGGGCACGUCUGGCCAACAGGACAGCGCAAUGCAAGUGUCGAAGGCCGCCACGACGUCCAAUCCAUGAACGGUCGCGCUUUAUUUUAUUUUCAAUGGUUUCUUAAGCUUUCCUUGUGCGCUCACUCCUAAGAUUGUUGCGGACGAUAACAUGCGUAAUUCUGACUGUGUCGGAGUGUAUUAAUUGCAAAAUUUCUACGUAGACAAAGUGACUGCAUCUGUUUAUUGCUGCAUUCUGAAGAGCGCUUCUUCUUCUCUGGUGUCCUCUGACCACUGGCGAUGGGAAUAGCUGCACUCUUCCGGUCUGCUGUCGUUGCCCUUACGCUGGU
Molecule: messenger RNA, 992 nt
Organism: Dermacentor silvarum
Lineage: Eukaryota; Metazoa; Arthropoda; Arachnida; Ixodida; Ixodidae
Product: monoglyceride lipase
Exons: 5
Coding region: 71-733 (220 amino acids)
Cellular component (GO): membrane
Molecular function (GO): lipase activity
Source: RefSeq, a predicted model, not a curated record